AGUCUGAACUGCCUUUCCCACAACUGUCUUAAAAUUGUGAAACGUACUGUGCACACACUAUACACACACACAUACGGAUCUGGCGAAUUUGUAUUAAAAAUUCCUGUUGAAAGGCAUCAAGUUGAAAUUGUAAGAGUUUAAAAUGCUAAGGUUUGGUUUUUUUAGAGUCAACAGAGCUCCACUACGCCGUCGAUUGGGCGCAGACGGGCUAAGUAGCGAAGUGAUUAAGACUCUGGAGGAGGAUAAAGUGAACGGUAGUCCAGACGCGGUGAACUCAAAGGACGGGGAGGCCAGGAUGAACAGGAACCAGCAGUUGUUGAUCAACCAUGCCGCAUUCCAGAUAGACCGAAAACCCUACACUAUGGACAACCAGAGGCUAUCCUGUCCCCACGAACUGAAGCGGACGGUGGCCCAGAUAUAUUAUGCGAACCGGUGCCAAAUUGAGAGUGCGAUCAGGGCGGCACUAAGGGCUCAGGGAACCUGGAGUCUUGUAACCGCGGCGGACCGUCUAACCAUCUGGAGGCAUGCUGCAGACAUAAUCGAGGCGGAUGAAUUCCGUAUGCGGAUGUAUUUGAUGCUGGCUCAGGGAAAGACAAGCGUCGACGCCGGCAAGGAUAUUUGGCGCCUUGUCACGUCGCUUAGAGCCAAUGCCGACUACCUGAAGCGUUUGACGCAGCUGCGCUUAGACAUCCAGGGCGAAGAGCGCGUGUUUCCCAUGGAUGGCUUUGUGGCUGCCAUUGCGCCGUUCGAGUCGGUCGCCCUGUCCGCCAGUCUGGCUCUGUGUCCCAUGCUCAUGGGCAACACAGUUUUGUGGAACCCUACCCUUGAAGUGGCCCCCAUAAGCUACCUCGUCUACCUGGCCUUCAAGAAGGCUGGUCUGCCAAAGGGCGUGCUGAACUUUGUGCCAUCCAAUAGAAGACUUUUCCUAGAUACCAUCACGGAUGCCGAGCACUUUGCCGGAGUCAAUUGCCACGGCAGCGCCCAAGACCAUCGUUAUAUCCACAAGCUGGUGAACGAUAAGAUGCAGCGGUACAUCUGCUUCCCUCGCCUGGUGGUCAAAUGUGCCAGCCAGAACUUUCACUUUGUUCAUAGCAGUGCCAAGAUAGAGGACGUCUGCUCGGCCACCGUGGAAGCAGCAUUCAACUAUGCCGGACAGUACUCCAAUUCAUUGGCCCGCAUGUAUGUGCCAUCCUCCAUGUGGACCGAGCUGCGGGAACAGCUAAUCGAAGCAGUGAAACGACUUACAGUCGGUGAUCCCACCCAGGAGGAGACCAAGAUGGGGCCCGUCAUUAACCGGGCAGCCUACGAGCGCUUGAGGAAACUAAUGGAGUCCAACAAGGAAGCGGAGUUUUUGUGCGGUGGCACCUGCAACGAUAACUUUGGCUAUUUUGUCGAGCCGACGAUUUUGCGGACCAUGAACCCGCUGGAUCCCCUACUGAGCGAACCCCUUUCGGGGCCGUUGCUUCCAAUAUUUGUCUAUGCCGAUGACUCGUUGGCGGAUGCACUCAACCUGGCCACCCACCAGUCCAAGUACGCUCUGUCCGGCUCAGUGUUUGCCGCUCGGGGUGAGGUGAUCUCGCUUUGUUUGAACCAACUCCGAAUGGCGGCCAGUAAUUUGUAUGUAAGUGAGAGUUGCACUGGCAGCUCGGUUGGCAUAACGCCUCUUGGCGGCAACCGCCUGUCGGGAUCGAUUGCUAAGUCUGGCUCUGCCAACUUCUAGAGGAGACGGUGGACCAUCCCGAGGCGUCAUCUACAGGAUGGGAAGUUGCAUGCAUAUAUAAGCUUUUGAU
Molecule: messenger RNA, 1790 nt
Organism: Drosophila guanche
Lineage: Eukaryota; Metazoa; Arthropoda; Insecta; Diptera; Drosophilidae
Product: delta-1-pyrroline-5-carboxylate dehydrogenase, mitochondrial
Cellular component (GO): mitochondrial matrix
Molecular function (GO): L-glutamate gamma-semialdehyde dehydrogenase (NAD+) activity
Source: RefSeq, a predicted model, not a curated record